Messenger RNA from Loxodonta africana (African savanna elephant), 4438 nucleotides. It is a transcript of the gene EPM2AIP1, whose product is annotated as EPM2A interacting protein 1. The transcript has a single exon. Gene Ontology annotation, biological process: positive regulation of glycogen biosynthetic process. The record is from RefSeq and is a predicted model, not a curated record. Lineage: Eukaryota; Metazoa; Chordata; Mammalia; Proboscidea; Elephantidae. Bases 131 to 1957 code for a protein of 608 amino acids.
GGGGUCCGGCCGCUGAGGCGCUGAGGAGCUGUGGCGCAGCGCUGAGGAGGGCGCGUGGCCUUCGCGUUUGCUCGUCUCCUCUCCUUUCGGCCUCCCUGAGGUCGGCCCUGCUCUGCUGGCCUCCGGCAGAAUGUGGCUGACGCCCAAAAGGAGCAGGAUGGACGCCGACGAGUCUCGUGUUUUCCGGCCCGAGUGGACCCAGCGUUACUUGGUGGUGGAGGCUCCGGAGGGCAACGGGUGCCUGUGCCUGGUGUGUCGCAGCCUCCUCGGAGCCACCGCCGAGCGCGACAUCCGGCGCCACUACGAGGCCGAGCACCGAUGCUACGAUCGGUACGCGGCUGGGGACGAGCGCGCGGCCCUGGUGGAGCGGCUGCGUCAGGGCGACUGGCCCGAGGACGCUCCGCCGACUGCGGAGGAGAGGGCUGCCCGUGCCGGCUUCGGGCUCGCCCGCCUCCUGGCCUUGACGGGCCGCGGCUCGGGUGAGGGGGACUUCGUGCACCAGUGCUUGGAGGUGAUGCUGAGGGAGGUGCUGCCCGAGCACCUGAGCGUCCUGGAGGGCAUCGAUGUCUCCCCGGAGGCCGCGGCGCACAGGGUGCGGAGCAUCGACAGGAACCUCCGCGCCCAGCUGCUGGAGCGAGCCAGGGCCUUCCGGGCCUACUCCCUUGCCCUGGACGACCAAGCCUUUGUGGCCUACGAGAACUACCUCCUGGUCUUCAUCCGCGGCGUGGACGACGCCUUGGAGGUGCAGGAGGAGCUCCUGACCAUCGUCAACCUGACGCAGCACUUCAGCGUGGGCGCGCUGAUGGCGGCGAUCCAGGCGGCCGUGCGCGGCGCGGGGCUGAGCCUGCAGCGGAUGGUCGGGCUGAGCACGACCCACACCCUGAGGAUGAUCGGCGAGAACUCGGGCUUGGUCUCCUAUAUGAGGGAAAAGGCCGUCAGCCCCAACUGCUGGAACGUUAUUCACUACUCGGGAUUUUUCCACUUGGAACUGUUGAGCUCCUACGAUGUAGAUGUUAAUCAGAUCGUGAAUACCAUAUCCGAAUGGGUGGUCUUGAUUAAGACCCGAGGCCUUCGGCGCCCCGAGUUUCAGGCUUUACUAAGGGACUCUGAGUCACAGCAUGGGGAAAGGGUCAACGGACGAUGUCUGAACAAUUGGCUUAGGAAAGGGAAAACUUUAAAACUCAUAUUUUCCUUAAGAAAAGAGAUAGAGGCGUUCUUGGUUUCGGUAGGGGCUAUCACAGUCCAUUUCACAGACAAGCAGUGGCUCUGUGACUUUGGCUUUUUGGUGGAUAUUAUGGACCACCUUGGGGAACUGAGUGAAGAGCUGCGAGUUAGUAAAGUCUUUGCUGCUGCUGCCUUUGAUCAUAUUUGUACCUUUGAAGUUAAGCUGAGUUUACUUCACAGACACAUGGAGGAGAAGAAUCUAACACACUUUGCUGCCUUCAGAGAAAUUGUUGAUGAGCUUAAACAACGCCUUAAAGAUGAUCAAAAAAUAUUUGAUCCUGACAGGUAUCAAGUGGUGAUCUGUCGCUUACAAAAGGAAUUUGAGAGACAUUUCAAGGACCUUAGAUUCAUUAGAAAGGACUUAGAACUUUUCUCAAAUCCAUUUAACUUUAAACCUGAAUACGCACCUAUUUCGGUAAGGACGGAGCUAAGGAAACUUCAGUCAAAUACUAACCUUUGGAAUGAAUACAGAGUCAAAGACUUGGGCCAGUUCUACGCUGGAUUGUCUGCUGACUCUUACCCAGUUAUCAAAGGGGUUGCCUGUAAGGUGGCAUCCUUGUUUGACAGUAGCGAAAUCUCUGAAAAGGCUUUUUCAUAUUUGACUCGAAAUCAACAUACUUUGAGCCAGCCUUUGACAGAUGAGCAUCUCCAAGCCCUCUUUCGGAUUGCCACAACUGAAAUGGAGCCCGGUUGGGAUGAUCUUGUGAGAGAAAGAAAUGAACCUAAUCUGUGAACUUUGGUAGUACAACAUUGAAAAACAAAGGAAAAAUUGGUUUGAUUUUUCAGGUUUACUAAUUUGGAUUGUGGGAAAGCACCAGGUUUAUUACAAGACACCCAAAUUGACCAGGUUUCGUUCUUCUGACAGUUGUCUUUUUUUUUCAGUCUCAAAAGCAGCAUGGAACUGAAACACGAGGCUAUUACCUUUUUAAAAUUUAAUGACAGAGCCGUUGUCUUUUGCUUUUAUGGUAUAAUUGGUUUUAAAGAAGUUUAGUUGUGAUAAUGGGAGUUGAGUUAAAAGUCUGUUUGUAAGGUGUCCUGAAGAUACAUGCCAAAAAUUUUAGCUUUUAUUUUAAUGAAGCGUUACAACCAGUCUGAGAUUAUCAGCUGCUCAAAUCUAUACUUGAACCAAUUUGCAGCAACUCGUAUAGCAAGUUCAGAAGGUUCCAGAAAGGAAGAAUUCAUACAGUGGAGGUAUUUUAUCAAAAUGUGUAAGUCUGUUUUUUAAAAAAACAUUUCUGAGUCUGAAGAAAAUAUUGAUAGAUUUUUUUUUUUUUCCCUCUUACCUCCCUGCAGCCCCAGUGUUAUUGUUACUACUGAGGAAGUAAUUCAGUAAAAUCUUAGUCAGGAACAAGAAUUAUUUUCAAGUUCCUGGUUUAGGAGGCUUCCUGCAACUUGGGAGUUCAGACUAACCAUUUACAGGGGAAGUCCCUUGGACUUAGCAUAAUCAGAACUACUUUAUUAGUUUGCCUAUUAAAGGACUUUGGUAAGUAUAGAACCUGUUAACGGAUUGACAAUUCAUAAUUCUUUUUUUCUACUCUAGACAGAAGGUUAGCUCUAUCAGAAAGGAUGAGGAAAAAAGACUUUUGCAGUCCAUGAUCAGGAGAUGUGAGAUGUUUUAGCUCGUUUCCUAUUUGCAUUUGUUAACAGUUUUAUAAAGAAAUCCUGCUUAAAGGGAAGCCUUUAUUUCAGAGUGAUGUAAUAUAUUUGUUAGGCGCUGGGAGUGUUCUGAAUGUGAAACUGUCCCACACAUUCUGUAUUUAAGACAGUCGUAAGUAGAAAUAUUUAACUCCCAAGAAGCAGCCUUAUUCACAGAUCACAGCAGUUCCGUAUUUCCAGGAAGACAUCUGCUUUGUGCCAUAACAGUAAUUUUCAAGCUUACGUUAACCAUGAAAGGAAGUUUUACAGUAAAGCCCAAUAUGUAAAACUGAGUUAAGAACGGGACCCAACUUGCAUUCACGGAUCCACUCAAGUAGGAUUUGAAAACUGUUGUGUUAAAGUCCUGUCUUGACUGUUACAACACUGUAUUCUAUGAUUACUGAUCGAACAAAUUCAAGGACCCAUGAUACAACUAAGAAUCUAGAAGGAACUAGUUCCCUGAGCAGUCAAAAUAGUUGCCACGAGAGCCCAGGAACCAAAGUUGUGUCAGUGAUUCUCAACCAGAGGCAAUAACCCCUCCCUCCAGAGGAUGUUGGGGAAUGCAUAGAGACUUUUUUUGGUUGUCAUAAUUACUGGGGGGUUCCGCUGGCAUUUAAGCUUGAAGAAGCCCCCGCCCUGCAAGUGUGUGCACAGAACAGCUGAUGCAGUUAAGAAUUAUCCCUCCCUAAAUGCCCAAAUGGAGAUUAUCUUAUUUUCAGGGACAGGGCAAGUUACUGGUAGAAAUAAAAUUAGAAGAGCAGGUAUCAGAGUACUUGAUAAAAAACCAAACCCAUUGCCAUCGAGUUGACUCUGACUCAUAGUGACUCUAUAGGACAGAGUAGAACUGCCCCAUUGGGUUUCCAGGGAGCAGCUGGUGGAUUCAAACUGCCAGCCUUUUGGUUAGCAUUGGGACUCUUAACCACUGCACCACCAAGGCUCCCAGAACACUUGAUAGGAGAGACCAAUUCAGACUUUCUGAGUUAAAAAAAAAAAAAGGAUGCAAUAAAGGCCUUAAUAGGCUCCAGGAGCUCGUAAUAGCAUUUAUAAGUCAGUAAUUGAUAAUUGAAUCAUGUUAAAAAGCCUUAUCGUAGUAAACAGAAUUAGAGCAGGAAAACAAGUGUUAAAUAUUAACAAGAAUGGUAAAGUUGAGAUUUUGCCUAACGAAGUAGGCUUAAAUAUCUGGAAAAACAACAUCGUAAAAAGCAAUCAAAAACAGAGAGUUUACUGGUAAUUUCCCAAUAGCUUUGAGGAUUCUCUUUCAAGGCAAAUGUUUUAUUACUUGGAAGAAUGAUUAAAACACCUGAAAGCUGCCUGUUUUCUAACCCCAGUUCUUCAAAUAUUGAAGUCUUGUACAUUUUGUGAAGUUCUACUAUGUUUUGCUUAAGGUAAUAGUAAAGUUAGUUGGUAUUACAUAGGCAUUGAUGAAGGGUAGGAGAUAAUCCAAGGAUUUUAAAUUGACCCUCAAUAAUAGAGAAUUUGCUAUAAACUAGUCUUGUUUGUUAAAAAAUGUGUACAGUUUACUGUUUUCUGUAUGAAGUAAUUCUGUAACUGCAUGGCAGCUUUUUUUUUUUUUUAUAAA